Molecule: messenger RNA, 4487 nt
Organism: Anguilla rostrata (American eel)
Lineage: Eukaryota; Metazoa; Chordata; Actinopteri; Anguilliformes; Anguillidae
Product: NLR family CARD domain-containing protein 3-like
Exons: 16
Coding region: 34-4260 (1408 amino acids)
Biological process (GO): intracellular signal transduction
Molecular function (GO): protein binding
Source: RefSeq, a predicted model, not a curated record
UGGGUCAGAACCCACUUGUGAAUCUGAUCUGGUAUGUUCAGGUGUCCUGAGACAGAGGGCGCUGUUUCUAAAAUGAGUUCCUCAGAGAUGGCCGAAACUGACGAUGGAACCCACGGCCCUGCGAGAAAGAGGGUCAAGAUAUAUAGGGCUGGGUCCCCUGCACCCAGCUAUCUGUCUAUGAAGAGUGACCGUUCAAUGCGUCAUCCAAUGUACUUCAGAGGAGAGUUCACAGGUGAUCAAAGGGUCAAGAUAUAUAGGGCUGGGUCCCCUGCACCCAGCUAUCUGUCUAUGAAGAGUGACCGUUCAAUGCGUCAUCCAAUCGACUUCAGAGGAGAGUUCACAGGUGAUCAAAGGGUCCAGAUAGAUAGGGCUGGGUCCCCUGUACCCAGCUGUCUUUCUAUGAAGAGUGACCGUUCAAUGCAUCAACCAAUCAACUUCAGAGGAGAGUUCACAGGUGAUCAAAGGGUCCAGAUAGAUAGGGCUGGGUCCCCUGUACCCAGCUGUCUUUCUAUGAAGAGUGACCGUUCAAUGCAUCAACCAAUCAACUUCAGAGGAGAGUUCACAGGUGAUCAAAGGGUCCAGAUAGAUAGGGCUGGGUCCCCUGUACCCAGCUGUCUUUCUAUGAAGAGUGACCGUUCAAUGCAUCAACCAAUCAACUUCAGAGGAGAGUUCACAGGUGAUCAAAGGCUCCAGGUAGAUAGGGCUGGGUCACCUGUACCCAGCUGUCUGUCUAUGAAGAGUGACCGUUCAAUGGAUCAUCCAAGUGACCUCAGAGGAGAGUUCACAGGUGAUCAAAGGGUCCAGAUAGAUAGGGCUGGGUCCCCUGUACCCAGCUGUCUUUCUAUGAAGAGUGACCGUUCAAUGCAUCAACCAAUCAACUUCAGAGGAGAGUUCACAGGUGAUCAAAGGAUUCACUGCUCACUGGAUUUAAGUCGUUCAGAAGAGAAGAGUUCAGAGAAAUUGUCCUCCUCAGAACAGUCUCUCCUGCGCACUCUGAUGAAGCUGAAGAAGACUGAAAAGUUGAAACUGUUUCAGAGCCAUCUGAGUCAGGGUUGCCCAGAAUGCUUUAAUAGUAGAAGAACAGAAGAUCCUUCUGUACUGGAUACGUUUAUGAAGAUGAAGGAAUUGUUCAAGGGUCAUCAAAUUGCUAAUGACCCAGAAUGCACUGAGAGAGGGCAGGAAGAUCCUGAGGCCCUGUAUAUAGUUGAGAAGAUGCUGGAGGCCUGUGGCAUUGAGAGGUCUCUGAAGAUCACACUCCAUAUCCUGAGGAACAUGAAGAAGAAGGAUGUCACUGACCCACAGGAGAGAGAUGAGCAGCACAAUGAAUUCAAAGAAAAUGCCCAGCAGGCACUGAAAACUCAUCUGAAGAAGAGGUUUGAAUGUAUAUUUGAAGGUUUAGCAAAGCAGGGCCACCAGACCCUCCUCAAUGAGAUCUAUACAGAGCUCUACAUCACAGAGGGGGGAAGUGGGGGGGUCAAUGAUGAACAUGAGAUCAGACAGAUUGAGAUAGCAUCCAAGAGACAAACCACACAUGAGACUGCAAUCAUCUGCAAUGACAUCUUUAAGCCUUCACCUGGACAAGAGAAACCAAUCAGAACUGUGCUUACAAAGGGCAUUGCUGGCAUUGGGAAAACAGUCUCUGUGCAGAAGUUCAUUCUGGACUGGGCAGAUGGAAAAGCCAAUCAGGACAUUGAUUUCAUCUUCACUCUUCCUUUCCGAGAUCUGAAUCUGAAAAAGGAGAGAGAAUUUAGUCUCAUGGAACUUCUGCAGCAAUACUUUCCACAACUGAAAGAGAUCAAAAGUUUUGAAGAUGAUGAAGUCAAAGUUGUGUUCAUCUUUGAUGGUCUGGAUGAGUGUCGACUUCCUCUAGAUUUCCAAAGCAAUGAGAUUUGCUGUGAUAUAACAGAGUCAUCAUCAUUGGAUGUGCUGCUGACCAACCUCAUUAAGGGGAAUCUGCUUCCAUCUGCCCUCCUCUGGAUCACCUCCCGACCAGCAGCAGCCAAUCAGAUCCCUCCUGAGUGCGUCCACCAGGUGACAGAGGUACGAGGAUUUAAUGACCCACAGAAGGAGGAGUACUUCAGUAAGAGAAUCAGAGAUGAGAAAAAGGCCAGCAAAAUUAUCUCACACAUAAAGUCAUCCAGGAGUCUCUACAUCAUGUGUCACAUACCAGUCUUCUGCUGGAUUUCUGCUACUGUUCUGGAGACAAUGUUGGAUAAAGUGAGUGGAGACCUGCCCAAAACUCUGACUGAAAUGUACACACAUUUCCUGCUCAUUCAGACUAAUGUGAAGAAUGAGAAGUAUCAUGGCACCAAUGAGACAACCCCAAAGAAAAUGUCAGCAUCAAAUACAGAAAUCAUCCUGAAACUGGGGCAGCUGGCUUUACUACAGCUGGAAAGGGGCAAUCUGAUAUUCUAUGAAGAGGACCUCAGAGAGAUGGGCAUUGAUGUCAGUGAAGCUUCAGUGUACUCUGGGGUGUGCACAGAGAUCUUUAAAGAGGAGUGUGGGUUGGGUGAGGAGAAGGUCUACUGCUUUGUGCAUCUGAGCAUUCAGGAGUAUCUGGCUGCCUUGUUUGUGUUUCAUUCAUGUGUGAAUGAGAACAGAAAUGUACUCAGAGCAGAAGAAUCAAAACCUCGCAGUGACGGAGUGCAGCUGUCUGAGUUACACAGGACUGCAGUGGAUCAGGCCUUGCAGAGUAAGAAUGGACACCUGGACCUUUUCCUCAGAUUCCUUCUAGGCCUCUCUCUGGACUCCAUUCAGACUCUAUUAGGAGGAAUACUGACACAGACAGGAAGCAGAUCAGAGAGCAUUGAGGAAACAGUAUUGUACAUAAAGGAGAGGAUCAAAGAGGAAUCUUCAGCAGAGAGGACCAUAAAUCUGUUCCACUGUCUCAAUGAACUGAAUGACAACUCUCUAGUGGAGGAAAUCAAGAAUUUCCAGAGAUCAGGAAAACUCUCUAAUGAAAAGCUGGAACCACACCAAUGUUCAGCCCUGGCCUUUAUGUUACUGAUGUCAGAGGAGAUCCUGGAUGAGUUUGACUUGACGACCUACAACACAUCAGCAGCAGGUUAUCAGAGACUGGUACCAGUAGUCAGGCACUGCAGGAAGGCCAUACUGAACUACUGUGACCUCACAGAGAAGUCCUGUGAAAUUGUGGCCUCAGCUCUCCAGUCAUCAAACUCACCCCUGAGAGAUGUGGACCUCAGCUACAAUAACCUGGGAGAUUCAGGAGUGAAGCUGCUCUGUGCUGCACUGAUGAGUCCAACCUGUAAACUACAGAGACUGGGGCUGGGUUGGUGUAAUCUCACAGAGGGCUGCUGUGAUGUUCUGGCCUCAGUCCUGCGCUCUCCUCACUCAGAGCUGAGAGAUCUGGAGCUCAGAGACAAUGAGCUGCAGGAUUCAGGAGUGAGAGCGCUCUCUGCUGGACUGGAAGACCCACACUGUAAACUGCAGAGACUUGGGCUGUCAGGCUGUAGAGUCACACAGAGAGGCUGUGAUUCUCUGGCUGCAGCUCUGUGUUCAAACCCCUCACACCUGAGAGAGCUGGACCUGAGAUACAAUCACCCGGGAGACUCAGGAGUGAGAGCGCUGUCUGCUGCUCAACUGGACACACUCACACUGCUUGUGGACCAUGGAGGAGAGAACAGGACCAAACCAGGACCCAGGAAAUACGGCUGUCAGCUCACACUGGAUCCAAACACAGUGAACAGAAACCUGUUUCUGUCUGAGGGGAACAGGAGGGUGACACGCACAUGGGGGAGAGUGGAGCCAUAUCCUGAUCAUCCAGAGAGAUUUGAGGUCUGGCCCCAGGUUGUGUGCAGAGAGAGUGUGUGUGAGCGCUGUUACUGGGAGGCUGAGUUCAGUGUGUCCAAGGAGGGAGAGGUUUAUAUAGCAGUGACAGAUAAAGGAAUCAGCAGGAAAGGAGGGAAUUAUGACUGUAAGUUUGGAGCGAAUAAAAACUCCUGGAGUCUGCGGUGCUUUGAACUCGGUGACUCUGAUAAACUCAGAUACUCUGUUGAGCACAAUAAUAACCCAACAGACAUACCUGCCCCCCCCUCCCCCUACCGCAAAGCAGGAGUGUGUGUGUACAGGGUAGGAGUGUGUGUGGACCGUCCGGCCGGCACUCUGUCCUUCUACAGUGUCUCUGACUCUGACACACUGACCCUCCUGCACAGAUUCCACACACACUUCACUCAACACAAACCCCUCUGUGCUGGAUUUAAUGUGUGGAACUCCUCAGUGUCCCUCUGCGAACUGGAGUAGAGACACACACACAUGUGCGCGCACACACAAAUAUGCACGUGCACACACACACACGCAUACACACACACACACACACACACACACAUGCGCAUACACACUCGCACACAUGCACGCACACACAAAUACAUACACUCAUGUACACACACACACCACAUUCAUAUACCCACUCACACACACACACCACACACACUCAUAUACACAUACACACACACACUCAGAUACACAUA